AUGGCCGCAGUGGCUGUCCAACCUGAUCACACCCAACAACCCUACUAUUUAGGUGGAUCUGUCCCUCACAUUUCUUUAGCAAAAUCAUGCGAGGUUACUUGGGUUUCCAUAGGUCCAUGGGUGCAACAGUGUCUCCAACGCACUGAUUGGCUCCCAGUAAAGCCUGGUGUCUACGAUACACCUGACCAUCGUAUCUUGAAAGUACUCCUCUACACCACUGUUUAUGUCAACCGCUCAUUCUGCACUCCUCCCCCUCCUGCCCACUCCCUAUUACAUGUUGGUAUCCCUCCUUUCCCGUGGUUGUCUGACAUUCCGGAUUCUCUUUGGGCUCAGGGAAAAAAUGAUUAUGGUCGUAUCGCCCAGUGCGAGCCUCUGGUGAUCCACCCAAAAUCCUCCUUCCGCCCGCAUCGCGCUCAAUAUCCGCUCUCUCCUGAGGCGGAAGCUGGUAUUUCUGCUGUUCAUGCCGACCUCGUAAAACGGGGUGCUAUUAUUCCUAUUUCUUACUCACCUGUGAAUUCUCCUAUUCUUCCUGUAAAAAAGGCUGACGGUUCAUGGCGUUUCGUCCAAGAUCUGCGUCAAGUCAAUGCUGCUAUUUUUCCUCGGGCUCCCAUUGUUCCAAAUCCCUCUACCAUUCUCUCCACUAUUCCCCCUUCUGCCCGAUAUUUCUCUGUAAUUGACUUGGCCAAUGCUUUCUUUUCUGUUCCUGUCCAUCCCGACUCUCAAUUUUGGUUUGCUUUCACUUUUCAGAACCGCCGGUGGACAUGGACUGUCAUGCCUCAAGGGUACACUGAGUCACCCUGUGUGUAUGGACAAGCACUUGCACAAAAUUUAGAGGGUUUCUGGCCAGAAGGGGGUAGCACACUCAUUCAAUAUGUAGAUGACAUUAUGGUAUAUGCCAACCCUGGAUAUUACCGGUGUAAGUGCCAUGAAGAUAAGACAGGCAUCCCAGCCAGAAUGGAGGAUGAUUUCUUGCCUGACCAGGAAUCCAUAAUGAAAGGAUGGACACCAGGAGUGGAGACAUCCCAGCCAGAACGCCUUAUAUUCUUCAUUCUGGUGGGGAGAGAACUACAAUUUAGGGACUGGGUGAACAUGGAUGCUGGGAGAAAUUCAGUUCCCCACAUGGCAGGUACAGUGUUCCUAUGGGCUAAACCUAGUUAG
Molecule: messenger RNA, 1158 nt
Organism: Erpetoichthys calabaricus (reedfish)
Lineage: Eukaryota; Metazoa; Chordata; Cladistia; Polypteriformes; Polypteridae
Exons: 2
Coding region: 1-1158 (385 amino acids)
Source: RefSeq, a predicted model, not a curated record